This is a messenger RNA of Dothidotthia symphoricarpi CBS 119687, 250 nucleotides long. RefSeq lists its product as uncharacterized. Lineage: Eukaryota; Fungi; Ascomycota; Dothideomycetes; Pleosporales; Dothidotthiaceae. The coding region runs from base 59 to 217 and encodes 52 amino acids. The record is from RefSeq and is a predicted model, not a curated record. The transcript has a single exon.
GUGUGGGAGUGAGUAAGACAGGGGAUAUGGAAGGAUUGUGGAAGUGUUGUGGAAGGACAUGAAACGUGGAUCAUCGUGGUGUGUUCAGCUCUGUGUGAUGGGUGGGUGUUGCGUGUGUGUAGGAGUGUGCAAGACGUGUCGAGGUCUGUCAACUGAGAACUCCAACGUUGUGUUUGUGGGUAUCGCGAUAAUUCGGCAAAGUGCAAGUGUGCGAUAAUACUUGACAUAUACUACAAAUACAUAUACAAAC